Mytilinidion resinicola is the source of this 1170-nucleotide messenger RNA. RefSeq names its product 26S protease-like protein regulatory subunit 8. Gene Ontology annotation, cellular component: proteasome regulatory particle, base subcomplex. Lineage: Eukaryota; Fungi; Ascomycota; Dothideomycetes; Mytilinidiales; Mytilinidiaceae. The coding region runs from base 1 to 1170 and encodes 389 amino acids. Gene Ontology annotation, molecular function: proteasome-activating activity; ATP hydrolysis activity; ATP binding. The transcript has 2 exons. The record is from RefSeq and is a predicted model, not a curated record. Gene Ontology annotation, biological process: proteasome-mediated ubiquitin-dependent protein catabolic process.
AUGGCGCUCGACACCUUCUUCCACAACAAGAUCGAGAGCAUGAAGCUCGAGAUCAUCCAAGGCCAAGCAGUACUCCGCCGACUAGAAGCGCAACGGAACGACUACAACUCGCGCGUGCGGUUAUUACGCGAGGAGCUUGGUCUAUUGCAGCAGCCUGGCUCGUACGUCGGCGAGGUGGUCAAGGUGAUGGGCACGAAGAAGGUGCUGGUGAAAGUGCAUCCCGAGGGGAAAUAUGUGGUUGACAUAUCCGACAACGUGGACAUAAGCAAACUCACCGUCGGCAAGCGAGUCACCCUGCUCAGCGACUCCUACAAGCUCGAGAAGAUGCUACCAUCCUCCGUCGACCCCCUCGUAUCGCUGAUGAUGGUGGAGAAGGUGCCCGACAGCACAUACGACAUGAUCGGAGGUCUAGACCAGCAGAUCAAGGAGAUCAAGGAGGUCAUCGAGCUGGGCCUGCAACAUCCGGAGCUGUUCGAGUCGCUCGGUAUAGCGCAACCAAAAGGUGUCCUGCUGUAUGGCCCUCCAGGAACGGGAAAGACACUGCUGGCUCGUGCAGUGGCGCAUCACGCCGACUGCAAGUUCAUCCGAGUCAGCGGCAGCGAACUCGUGCAGAAAUACAUCGGUGAAGGCAGUCGCAUGGUACGAGAACUUUUCGUCAUGGCCCGGGAACACGCCCCCAGCAUCAUCUUCAUGGACGAGAUCGACAGUAUCGGCUCGAGUCGCGUGGAGGGAAGCUCAGGCGGAGACUCGGAGGUGCAGCGAACUAUGCUGGAACUUCUCAACCAGCUGGACGGCUUCGAGCCCACCAAGAACAUCAAGAUCAUCAUGGCCACCAAUCGACUGGAUAUCCUAGAUCCCGCGUUGCUGAGACCCGGACGUAUCGACAGGAAGAUCGAGUUCCCGCCACCAACCGUCGAGGCUCGUGCCGACAUCUUGAGGAUCCAUUCCCGCAGCAUGAACUUGACCCGCGGCAUCAACCUCAACAAGAUCGCGGAGAAAAUGAACGGCUGCUCCGGCGCAGAACUGAAGGGUGUUUGCACGGAGGCCGGCAUGUUCGCGCUGAGGGAGAGGCGAGUACACGUUACUCAGGAGGACUUCGACCUAGCAACCGCCAAGGUGCUCAACAAGCACGAUGACAAGGCUACGAGUUUGGCGAAGCUUUGGAAGUAA